This is a messenger RNA of Anneissia japonica, 1506 nucleotides long. RefSeq names its product vesicle transport protein GOT1B-like. The transcript is spliced from 5 exons. The record is from RefSeq and is a predicted model, not a curated record. Bases 152 to 568 code for a protein of 138 amino acids. Gene Ontology annotation, biological process: retrograde transport, endosome to Golgi; endoplasmic reticulum to Golgi vesicle-mediated transport. Gene Ontology annotation, cellular component: endoplasmic reticulum; membrane. NCBI's taxonomy places the organism in Eukaryota, Metazoa, Echinodermata, Crinoidea, Comatulida, Comatulidae.
AAUGUUCCUGUGUGGUUUAUUUCAGUAUUGAUGAUCCACGUCCUUUCCGUUGACGUGUAGGCCUAUCGCCUAGCUUUGUAUUUGAUUUAGCAGUUACAGAAGUGACAAUAUUUCGUGUUUCAGUGAAAAACAAUAGUAAGGGUUAUACAGUAUGAUCGAAAUAACAGAUCUUCAAAAGAUCGGUGUUGGCCUUGCCGGCUUUGGCGUUUUCUUUUUAUUUUUAGGAGUUCUGUUCUUUUUUGAUGGUGGACUUUUAGCUAUUGGAAAUAUUUUGUUUUUAUCUGGUUUAGCCUUGGUAAUUGGUCUUGAGAGGACAUUCCGGUUCUUUUUUCAGAGCCACAAAUUAAAAGCUACUGGGUUUUUUGUUGGUGGCAUGGUUGUUGUAUUAGUUGGAUGGCCACUUGUUGGCAUGUGUGUUGAAACAUAUGGAUUCUUUUUGCUUUUUAGGGGUUUCUUUCCAGUAGCAAUAAACUUUUUGAGGCGAGUACCAGUAAUAGGAACAUUACUAUCUUUACCUGGAAUAAAUUCAUUUGUAUCUAGAUUUGAAGACCACAAUCAGAUGGUAUGAAGACUUGCUAUUUGAGGUUUAUGUGCUAUGAAUAUUCAACAGACAUGGAUGGGUCUCAUGAAUGUUCAUGUGAAAUAAAGGUCAAGAAAUCAAAUGUCAGUUUAUGGUGAUGUGAUAGAAAGAGCUGCGAUAAAUCAAGGACAAUGGGUGGAUCCGAACACAAGCGAUAGAAACAACUGCUAAACAAACAGACAUUGGAAGGAUCCUAACGUUGAUGCACUAGAAGCAAAGCAUUGUGUUAAACAGACACCUGGAGGAUCCGAGCACUGAUAUGAUAGGAUAGAGGAAGACAUACAGGAUUCAAUUUAUAGCUUUUUUUACUGUUGCUUGUUUCUAAGUAUUUAAGGACAAAGCUUAGGUGCUUAUUACAUGGAGGUGACUUAACUUGAUUUGAUAAUUUAAAUGUAAUGCAUCAUCUUGAGUAACCAAUUCCAGUGAUUUAGUAUUUUUUGUUAUGUUUUAUAUUUAACAAAAACAACUCCUUGUAAUGAUUUAUUAAUGUGAAAAAUGAGAUAAGAUAUUCUUCUUAGAAUUUUCUCAAAUAUAUUGAUUUAUAUCCAUUUCGCUAAUACAUAUUUAGUGAUGUAUCAUUAUAUAGGUUUGAUAUAAUGCAUAGUACCAAGGCCUAUAGGCACCUAACAUUAUUGAAACAGAAUUUUUAUGGUAUGGAACACAUUCGUUUCAUAGCUUCCCUGGGCAAUUAUUACAGUGUUUCAAACAAUACAAGAGUGGGAAUGGAACAUUCAAGUCCGAAACCUUGCUUAUUUUACUUGCACUUGUUGGCUAUGUUGCUAAGCACUACCAAGUUAGGUGACCAGUAAAGUAUUACAUUAAAUUGUGAUACUCAUAUUAUUUAUCCAUUUAGUAUGGGCACAGAUAGUCUUUAAGUAAGUAUUGUAUAUACACAUUUAAAAGAAAAUAAAUGAAAACAAAAAAAA